Molecule: messenger RNA, 1635 nt
Organism: Talaromyces stipitatus ATCC 10500
Lineage: Eukaryota; Fungi; Ascomycota; Eurotiomycetes; Eurotiales; Trichocomaceae
Product: arginine permease, putative
Exons: 4
Coding region: 1-1635 (544 amino acids)
Biological process (GO): amino acid transmembrane transport
Cellular component (GO): membrane
Molecular function (GO): amino acid transmembrane transporter activity
Source: RefSeq, a predicted model, not a curated record
AUGGCAGAGUUCGGCGAUGUCAAGAACUUGGCGUACGGGGGAACGUCAACCGUUGCGUCGCAUCAUGUCUACAACGAAGAUGUGCGGUUUGUCGAUGAUCAUGAACGGAAAGAUCUGGCGCGGGGGUUGAAGCAGAGACAUGUGCAGAUGAUUGCGAUUGCCGGAGCUAUUGGAACAGGUCUUUUCCUUGGCCUAGGUGGCUCGAUCGCAACGGGAGGACCAUUGGGGGCUCUUUUGGGCUAUCUCUUCGUCGGCGCUAUCGUGUGUGCCAUUCAGUUUGCCUUGGGAGAAGUUACCGCGCUCUUUCCUGUCACCGGAUCCUUUGUACGCCAUUCGGAGAUUCUUGUGGACCCAGCUAUGGCCUUUGCUAUCGGAUGGAAUGUCGUGUAUGGGAAUUUCUUGUCCGUUCCUAGCGAAAUCUCAGCCGGCGUUGUUCUCAUCCAGUAUUGGAACGACACCAUCAAUCCAGCCGUGUGGGUUACGAUACUUAUCGUGCUCUCAAUCUUGGUGGCAAUUAUUUUUAUUGGCGUAUACGGUGAGGUAGAGUUUUUCUUCGCCAUUCUCAAGAUCCUGCUCGUUGUCGGUAUCGUGAUCAUGGGGCUCGUCAUUGAUUUGGGCGGUGUUCCUGGUAAGCCCAGACUAGGCUUUCACUUUUGGAAAACACCGGGUCCGUUCGUCGAAUACAUUGCCCAAGGUUCAUGGGGACGGUUCUUGGGCUUCUGGGCUGUCAUGUCAAACGCUGUUUACUCAUUUGCAGGUGUCGAGUCCCUGGCCAUGGCCGCUGCCGAAACCAGGAAUCCGCGCCACAAUAUUCCCAAAGCCUGCAAGCGUGUAUUCGCUCGGGUCACCAUAUUUUACAUCCUUGCUAUUCUAGUCGUUGGAAUGCUAGUAUCCAGUGAUGAUGAGCGACUCAGUAAUGAAUCGGGAACAGCCGCGCAGAGUCCCUUUGUCAUUGCAGCUAGCGACGCUGGAAUCAAAGCAAUCCCAUCCAUUGUCAAUGCAGUGGUAUUGACAUCUGCGUGGUCUGCGUCAAACCAAGCUAUUCUUGCGGGAACACGUACCUUGUAUGGCCUUGCACUCAAGGGACAUGCCCCAAAAUUCUUCCUUCGGACUACGCGAUACGGAAUCCCCUAUAUGUGUGUGGCCGUGCAGAUGGCCUUCUCGUUUUUGGCCUACAUGUGCGUGUCUAACGACGCUCUAACGGUCUUCUUCUGGCUGGUCGAUUUGACUGCAGCUGGUGUGCUGAUCAGUUGGAUUACGGUCGCUUUAAACCAUAUACGUCUGAUCCAAGCACUGAAAAAGCAGGGUUACCCCCUUCAUGCCUUGCCCUGGCACAACUCAUGGACACCUUAUGGAUCGUGGUUCGCACUUGUAUCGUGCAUAAUUAUCCUCUUGACAGGAGGUUUUGCAGUAUUCACCUCCGGAAACUGGGAACCUUCUAGUUUUGUGUCAAGCUAUUUGGACAUACCGUUGGUACUUGUGGUUUUUGCUGGCUACAAGUUGAUCCGGCGAACAAAAUAUGUCUCUUUGAGCGAUAUCCCCAUUGCUCAAGCUUUAGAUGAAGCACAAAAUGAUCCGGAAAAUGUCCCGAUACUUAAGGAGGUUUGGUGGAAACGAUGGAAUUUUUUAUGGUGA